Amorphotheca resinae ATCC 22711 is the source of this 1956-nucleotide messenger RNA. RefSeq lists its product as hypothetical. The transcript has 8 exons. NCBI's taxonomy places the organism in Eukaryota, Fungi, Ascomycota, Leotiomycetes, Helotiales, Amorphothecaceae. The record is from RefSeq and is a predicted model, not a curated record. Bases 1 to 1956 code for a protein of 651 amino acids.
AUGACCCCCAAAAUUCAGAUCCCGAUAAAUGAUAUUCUCAAAACCCUCCACCAUGCUGCCAGAAAACGCAUCAACACCGGUCAGGUACUAAAGGAGAAGGAAAAGACGGCAUAUACCAAGCGAGACUAUCAACGCAAGCGUGUAGAGCUGAAUCAGACGAAGUUUCUACAGCCUCUGGAUGCAGAUAACUCCAAAGCUAGCAUUUACUACAUCAGGCAGAAGCUCACUAGAUACUGUGAUCAUGCUGAUGCAGGACCCUGGCGAGAUGCCAUUCGUGAGGAGAAAUGUGACAAAGGCUUUAUGAUGUUGUUUCUGUACUGGAUAUGCGAGACCUAUAUUGUAAAGAAGCGAAAGAGGAAGAGGACCAAGAGGAAAUCCGUCAAUCAAUACUGGCGAGAUUUCAAGAUGCUCUACCGUCGGAUAAAUGGGAAAUUCGUGGACGCGAACGACUCAAAUAAGGUCGUAAAGGCCUACACAGGCGGCCGACUAGCGGAGUUCGUCUACGCUUCGAAGGGUAAGGCAAGCCAGGACCCUCUUGGCGAAGCAGAAGAGGUGGAGAGCGAACGGCAUCGCCAGGAAGGGGACGAAGGUGACUGCCUGCCUGAUACCAGUAACCAAGGUGUCGACCUCGACUAUGAUGACGAUAGUGACGCUGAUAACGACGGGUUUGACCCUUGCGAUGAGAGCGACGACCGCACGGUGGAUGAUGACGAUACAUCCCUAGAUAAAGGUGCGGACACAAGCAUGGACCUCGAUAGCGGUUACACUAGCGACGAGACCGACAUCUCUAUGAAGGAGAACGAUCGAAAGCCGGCACAACAGACGUGUAGACAACAAGCCCAAGCCGUAAAGUCGGCGACGAAGCCUAUGCUCUACUCCGCUUACGCCUUCUAUCUUAACCGGCUCGGGAAGGAUUCUGGCUUCGAAGACAAGCUAACUAGCUAUUGCUUUCGCCGAGGGACCUCAAAUGCGAUUGAUGGUCUUGCAUCGGAGGCUAUUCGGGAUCAGGUCAUGCGGCACGAUCUAUACACGGGAGUUUUCAACGGUGCCUACAACAAUGAAAGCGUUAGGUUUAAUGUACAGGACGCCUACCUGAACGGCGAGAUCUCUAAAGAUGGUCUUACACGGGCCUUUACACACAUGAGCAUCCGAUACAAUCCUGGCGCUCCUAAAGAAGUACCCCCAGAGGUGAUGAAGCAACUCCUAGCAGCGGCACCAGACAUUGUUGAGCUGGAACAGCAGCUACAGCGAAACUUAGAUACAGAGGACGAUCAGGAUGCAGAAGACCCCGAACCUCCAAUCCCGCACCAGCUUACAGAGCGGAUACGGGUACAGCAGCUCCUAUGCGAUCUCUCGACAGACUUGAGCCCUCAAGACAUUGUCUCCCGGAAGAUCCUUGCUAUCGACGCCCAAACGUCGCUCGCGUCGCGACAAGAGCCCCAGACCCGCAAGCCGAAGCUAGUCCCGACCUGCGAGGAUUGUCUUAAAAAAGAGCCUUUAUCCUCCGCUUCAAGUCCCACUCCCUCUCCUCAGGCCGAAGAAGAGUUUCCCCUUAUCGUGGGCAAGACCCAAUGUAUCUUCUGUAUCGGGAACGAACGGUAUACAUACGACCACCGGACUCGUACCUUUAAACGCGUGUCUCACAUGUGGGACCAUGUUGAGAACCUUCAUCUGAAGCACCUUGGCCAGGUGAUACCUUGUCCUCAUCCCACGCCCGUGCUUGGUGUCAGUAUGCGACUACUCGGUGUAGACCCUGCGCAGAUCUCAAAUGCCCAACAAGCCAAUGUUCGCCGGCAGACAGACAAUGUCGGGCUUCACAAGACGGAAUUGGCUGGCGGAGCUUACCUCGUCAAUGGAACAAAGUUCUUCCGUGUCGCGAGUGAUACGCGCGGUCACGUGAUAAGCAAUUCGAAGCAGCAACGACAUUGCCUGAGGUAUUUCAGUUUGCGCUGGUAA